CCAAGCUUGAGGGCGGAGCCGACGGCUCGGGUCGGCCGCUGUGCUCUCCGGAGCUCCCCGGCUGCUGAGAUUCCGUCCGAGACCCGGGCCACCCAAGGGCCGGUGGGCGUUCGCUGGCUCUGGGCUCUGUAAAGCCCCGAAGGUAAAUCCGCCUAGGAGCCGGGCGGCUCGACCGAGAGGGGGCCAACGACCUGGCUGGGCAGCUGGAUGGCGGCGGAGGGGAGCGUCGUGCGGUGGCAAGUUUCUCCAAAAAGCUGAACUCGUCGCAAAGUUUCCUGUGCAUCAGCUUGCACCCUGCGUCCUGGUGGCGGGCUUUUUCCGUGCGGGUGGUCUUUGGGCGCUGGAGGGACGCGGAGGUAAUUGGAUUAUUCCGCCUGGUCACAGCCCAGAUUUCUCUCACGGACCGCGCAUUGCGGUGAGCGCAGAUUUUGCCCUAGCAGGGGCAACUGGGUGCUGUUCCUUCCCGGGCUGACCUCGGAGUCUCCGCUAUGGACAGCGAGAGUGAAGUGGAUUUUUCUAGCAACAGCUUAACCCCUUUGUGGCGGAGGCGGUCAACUCCUCAGCCUCAGUUGCUGGGCCGGAGCAAGCCGAGGCCCCAAUCCUACCAGAGCCCCAGUGGGUUGCUGAUCACGGAUUUCCCCGUGGAGGACCGAGGGACGCUCCCCGCCAUGCAGGCUCCCACCCAGGUACCCACCGCUUCGGAGGGCAGGACGGUCCAGGGGAACCCGCUGCUUCUGUGUGCCCAUACGAGGGUGGUGAUCUCCCCGGAAUAUAGAUCUGUCUCUCCUCGGCUGCGACGGCCCAAGUCUCCCCAGGCUCCCAAAGCAGUGUCAGGGGUCUCCUCGAAAUCCCCAGCGAAUGGCGCUGUGACCUCACCCCCACCGCAGCCUGUGCGCCCCCAGCGGACUACCAAAUCGCCCCCCUGCUGCAGCUGGGAGGUAGACCUGACCGCAUCGACGACGAGCCCCUUGUCUUCGCCCGCUGCAAAUGGGCUUUUCCCUAAAAUCGACUCCCCAGGCUCUGGUUCGCGAUCUGGCCAGGCGACUAAGGACCCUGAGCCAGAACCCACGAAAGUCUCUCCUGCGCCCCAGAAAAGUUCUUUGGAACACAAACUCCCCCUCCAAAGACUGCCCUCACAGGAGAACGAGCUUCCAGAGAAUCCUUCGGUGGUUUUGAGCACUAACAGCCCCGCCGCCCUCAAAGUGGGGAAGCAGCAAAUCAUUCCGAAGAGCCUGGCCUCGGAAAUUAAAGUAAGUAAGUCCAACAGUCAGAGUGUGGAGCCCCACAGGAGACUCCUCAAGGUGCACAGCAUGGUGGAGGGCCUCGGAGCAUCUCUGGGCCCCUCAGAGGAUGAGGGCGACGUGGAGAACGACGUGGACAGCCCAGGGUCUCUGCGGCGAGGCUUGCGAUCCACAUCCUAUCGCAGGGCGGUGGUCAGUGGCUUUGAUUUUGACAGUCCUACCACUUCAAAGAAGAAGAACAGAAUGUCCCAGCCUGUUCUGAAAGCGGUGAUGGAAGACAAGGAGAAGUUCUCCAGUCUGGGAAGGAUAAAGAAAAAAAUGCUGAAAGGACAAGGAACAUUUGAUGGGGAAGAAAAUGCUGUCCUGUAUCAGAACUACAAAGAAAAGGCUCUUGACAUUGACUCUGAUGAAGAGUUGGAGCCCAAAGAACAGAAGUCAGAUGAAAAAAUUGUGAUUCACCACAAGCCGCUGAGGUCCACGUGGAGCCAGCUGUCUGUGGUGAAAAGAAAUGGAUUAUCACAGACAGUUAGCCAAGAGGAAAGAAAGAGGCAGGAGGCUAUCUUUGAAGUCAUAUCCUCUGAACAUUCCUAUUUACUCAGCUUGGAGAUUUUGAUACGAAUGUUUAAAAAUUCUAAAGAACUGAGUGAUACAAUGACCAAAACAGAGAGUCACCAUCUUUUCUCCAACAUUACAGAUGUCUGUGAGGCAAGCAAAAAAUUCUUUACAGAGUUGGAAGCAAGACAUCAGAGUAAUAUCUUCAUAGAUGACAUAAGUGACAUUGUGGAGAAGCACACAGCCUCCACAUUUGACCCAUAUGUGAAAUACUGCACAAACGAAGUCUACCAACAACGCACACUACAGAAAUUGUUAGCCACUAACCCAUCUUUUAAGGAAGUACUGUCACGAAUUGAGUCCCACGAAGACUGCAGAAACUUACCCAUGAUCUCCUUCCUCAUUCUCCCCAUGCAGAGGGUGACUCGCCUGCCCCUGCUGAUGGACACUAUCUGUCAGAAAACACCGAAGGACUCUCCAAAGUAUGAGGUCUGCAAAAGAGCCCUAAAGGAAGUGAGCAAGUUGGUUCGACUGUGCAAUGAAGGAGCUCGGAAGAUGGAAAGGACUGAAAUGAUGUACACAAUUAACUCCCAGUUGGAAUUUAAAAUUAAGCCUUUUCCUUUAGUCUCCUCUUCCCGGUGGUUGGUCAAAAGAGGUGAGUUGACAGCCUACGUAGAAGACACCGUGCUUUUCUCAAGAAGGACAUCUAAACAGCAAGUCUACUUCUUUCUCUUUAAUGACGUGCUCAUUAUCACCAAGAAGAAAAGUGAAGAAAGUUACAACGUCAAUGAUUAUUCCUUAAGAGAUCAGCUACUGGUGGAAUCUUGUGACAACGAAGAGCUGAAUCCCUCUCCAGGGAAGAACAGUUCCACGAUGCUUUAUUCAAGACAGAGCUCUGCCAACCACCUCUUCACUCUGACCAUCCGUAGUAACCACGCGAGUGAGAAAGUGGAGAUGCUGCUCGGGGCUGAGACGCAGAGUGAGCGAGCCCGCUGGAUAACUGCCCUGGGACACAGCAGCGGGAAGCAGCCUCUGGACCGAACCUCACUGACCCAGGUGGAAAUCAUUAGAUCGUUCACUGCCAAGCAGCCAGAUGAACUCUCCCUGCAGGUGGCAGAUGUGGCUCUCAUCUAUCAGCGGGUCAGCGAUGGCUGGUAUGAGGGGGAACGGCUGCGAGAUGGAGAGAGGGGCUGGUUUCCUAUGGAAUGUGCCAAGGAGAUAACCUGUCAGGCUACAAUUGACAAGAACGUGGAGAGAAUGGGACGCUUGCUAGGACUGGAAACCAACGUGUAGCCUCCCGGACGGCCUUCCACGAGCGCGACAUUUGCACUACAUCCCCGCUGGCUGGUUGGUUCUGGGCCGGCUUUGUUGUUCAUUUUAAUGCAGCCUGUUUCAUUAGAAGAAUGGAAACACUUGCCUGUACGCUUGCCAGAUGGUUCUGCUCUCUCGGGAGAACAGCUACCAGAUACAGUGAGUUUGC
Messenger RNA from Lontra canadensis (Northern American river otter), 3273 nucleotides. It is a transcript of the gene ARHGEF26, whose product is annotated as Rho guanine nucleotide exchange factor 26. The transcript is spliced from 15 exons. The record is from RefSeq and is a predicted model, not a curated record. The coding region runs from base 489 to 3086 and encodes 865 amino acids. NCBI's taxonomy places the organism in Eukaryota, Metazoa, Chordata, Mammalia, Carnivora, Mustelidae. Gene Ontology annotation, molecular function: protein binding; guanyl-nucleotide exchange factor activity. Gene Ontology annotation, biological process: activation of GTPase activity.